Molecule: messenger RNA, 738 nt
Organism: Gekko japonicus
Lineage: Eukaryota; Metazoa; Chordata; Lepidosauria; Squamata; Gekkonidae
Gene: ANGPTL6
Product: angiopoietin like 6
Exons: 2
Source: RefSeq, a predicted model, not a curated record
CAUGGCUUUGGGAAUCUGGAAGGAGAGCAUUGGCUGGGCCUGGAUCACACCCACUGGCUGACCCGACAGGGCUCUUACGUGCUGCGAGUGCUUCUGGAAGACUGGAACGGGCGACAGGCCCAGGCGAGUUACGACACUUUUGCCCUGGCGCCCGAGAAUGAUUUCUACCGGCUGCGUCUGGGGCGCUACCAGGGCAGCGCCGGCGACUCCCUCUCCUGGCACAACGGGCGACAGUUCAGCACGCUUGACCGUGACCACGACGCUUACUCCGGGAACUGCGCCCACUACCAGAAAGGGGGCUGGUGGUACAACAUGUGUGCCCACUCCAACCUGAACGGCAUCUGGUACAAGGGUGGCCAUUAUCGAAGCCGCUACCAGGACGGCGUCUACUGGGCGGAGUUUCGUGGUGGCGCCUACUCGCUCCGCAAGGUGGCCAUGAUGGUCCGGCCCACGCCGAGCACCUAGUUCCCCCUCUGCGGGGGAGGCUAGGAAACCACAUGCUGAGGGAGAGUACAGACAUACUUAAGAACGGGAGUUACCCUGCCCGGGAGACACAGCUACCACACCGUCGUCAGAUGUACCCUCUCCUCUCUGGGGCAGAGCUUGGGGGGAAGCCAGUUCUGCCAGUCCGCUUCUCAGUCUGGUUGGGCACGGCAGUGACGGCCUGAGGAUCUGUGACAUCCACCGGAACAUCAGCAGAGCCCUGCUGGGUCAGACCAGCAGUUCAUCCAGUCCAGC